AUGUCAGCCGCAGCUGUGAACCAGGCUGCAGAAACGCGCGCAGAUCUGGAAAAGAAACGGAACGGAGUGAAACAUGCAAAUAGCUUGCUCAAGGACAUUGUGACAAUGAGGUGGCUAGUGUAUCCUGCAUCAGCUGCCAAGAUUGCGUUGAUCUUUGUUCUUGGCUACAUGAUGUUUGAAUAUGCGCUGCCAUUCAGUGUGAACCCAUUCCAACCUUUCUUAACGCUAUCAUACCGAAUCCCGGAGUCCGAGGUUGUCUUGCGUCUUGCACAGAACCCGAUAUACGGCCCUACACCUUCCUACUCUCUGGACAACCCUGUUACUACUGCCUUGCGAGACUUUUUCCGGUCGACACAUGCGAAGCUCUUUCCAAAUGAGCCCAAGUUAUUGCGCUACGGUAAAGGUUGGCUCGAUGUUUGUUUCAUGGGGUUCUACAUUAUUGUUUUUAGCUUUCUCCGCCAGGUCAUUACGGGUCACAUCUUCAAGCCUCUGGCUGCGCGCUGGAACCUAAAAACUGAAAACAAGUGUGUGCGCUUCGCCGAACAGGGCUAUGCAUUAACUUACUGGGGAGUGAUGAGUAUUUUUGGUCUGUACGUUAUGGCAUUCCAGGAUAGUUGGUGGUACAACCUUGACCAUCUUUGGUACCAAUACCCGCAUUGGCAAAUGCGCCCUGAGCUUAAGCUAUAUUACUUGCUUCAGGCCAGUUAUUGGCUUCAACAAGCAUUCGUAAUGCUUUUGGGUCUUGAGCGUCCCCGUAAAGAUUAUUACGAGCUUGUUGCACACCAUUUAGUGACGCUCUGGUUGAUUGGAUGGUCGUAUUUCAUCAACUUGUCCAUGAUCGGCACUACCGUGUUUGUCUGCAUGGAUAUUCCGGACACAUGGCUUGCUCUCUCAAAAAUGCUGAAUUAUCUUAACAAAAAUAUGGCUGCAGCAGCGGUUUACUCAGUCUUUAUGGUGGUCUGGUCCUAUUUCCGAAUUUUCCUGAGCGCUCUCACUCUUUACUCCGUCUAUGCUGACUAUACCAAGAUUCCUGCUUAUGCGCGAACAUUCCAUCCAUCCCAGGGUCAUUGGCUCGUUUGGUGGAUGCAGUGCCAUGUAUUUGCUCCGCUCUUCUUACUCCUUCUUCUUAAUUUGUUCUGGUAUGCCCUUAUGUGGCGAAUCCUAUACCGUGCAAUUAACGGCGUCUACGGCGACACGCGCGAGGAAGGUGAAGAUGACCAUGGAAAAGAAGAAUAA
This is a messenger RNA of Malassezia globosa CBS 7966, 1236 nucleotides long. RefSeq lists its product as uncharacterized. The coding region runs from base 1 to 1236 and encodes 411 amino acids. Gene Ontology annotation, cellular component: membrane. Gene Ontology annotation, molecular function: sphingosine N-acyltransferase activity. The record is from RefSeq and is a predicted model, not a curated record. NCBI's taxonomy places the organism in Eukaryota, Fungi, Basidiomycota, Malasseziomycetes, Malasseziales, Malasseziaceae. Gene Ontology annotation, biological process: ceramide biosynthetic process. The transcript has 5 exons.